Talaromyces atroroseus is the source of this 1038-nucleotide messenger RNA. Its product is annotated as oxidoreductase, Zinc-binding alcohol dehydrogenase. The transcript has a single exon. Bases 1 to 1038 code for a protein of 345 amino acids. The record is from RefSeq and is a predicted model, not a curated record. Gene Ontology annotation, molecular function: oxidoreductase activity, acting on NAD(P)H. NCBI's taxonomy places the organism in Eukaryota, Fungi, Ascomycota, Eurotiomycetes, Eurotiales, Trichocomaceae.
AUGGCUCCCGCCAACAGAGCAGCUUGGAUUACGGCUGAGAGGGCAGUCCCUCUCGAGGUGAAAGAGUCAGAAUACGUCGCACCCACAGACAAUGAAAUCGUCGUCAAGGUGCACGCCAUUGCUCUCAACCCAGUCGACUUUGCGCGUCAAUUGAUGGGCGCCAAGUUGUUCCCUUGGACCAAGUAUCCCACUGUCUUUGGCACUGAUGUUGCAGGAGAAGUCGUGGAAGUAGGCGCAAAGGCUACCAACCGCUACAAAGUUGGCGAUCGUGUGAUCGGUCUAGGUAAUGGUCUGGAAACCAGUCGUCCCGCCGACGGUGCUUUCCAGGAAUACGUCGUGCUCCGUGAAGAUUUGACUUCACUAAUUCCUGACAACCUGGAAUAUGAACAAGCAUCAGUCAUCCCUCUCGGUCUCGCUACGGCUGCAGCUGGCCUCUUCCAGGCCGACCAACUCGCUUUGGACCUCCCAACCGCCCCCGCGCGACCACCCAAGGGUGAGACUGUCUUGAUCUGGAGCGGUGCCUCAAGUGUUGGUAGCAACGCUGUGCAAUUGGCGGUAGCAGCCGGCUACGAGGUUAUCUCUACCUCUUCCCCGAAGAAUUUCGACUACGUUAAGAAGCUGGGAGCUAGCCAAGUUUUCGACUACAACAGUCCCUCAGUCGUCGCUGACAUUGUUGCCGCCUUCAACGGCAAGAAGAGCGCCGGUGCCUACGCCAUUGGCUUCACUGCUGCUCAGCCUGUUAUCGACAUUGUCAGUCAACUCACUAACGGCCCCAAACAUGUCGCCGUAUCCAACCAACCCCCCGCCGAGCUCCCCGAGGGUGUCACUGCCAAAAUGGCAUUUGUGGGUGGCUUGAAGGCAACUCCCGUCGGCCCAGCCAUCUUCAACGAAUUCGUGCCCAAGGGUCUUGCUGAUGGAACUUUCGUUGCCGCUCCCCCUCCCAAGGUUGUUGGACAGGGCUUGGAAAGUAUUCAGGGUGGUCUUGAUACUCUCAGAGCCGGUGGUUUGUCGGCAACUAAGCUCGUGAUUAAGUUGUGA